Messenger RNA from Pipra filicauda (Wire-tailed manakin), 1765 nucleotides. It is a transcript of the gene KBTBD13, whose product is annotated as kelch repeat and BTB domain containing 13. The record is from RefSeq and is a predicted model, not a curated record. Gene Ontology annotation, molecular function: protein binding. Lineage: Eukaryota; Metazoa; Chordata; Aves; Passeriformes; Pipridae. The transcript has a single exon. The coding region runs from base 1 to 1383 and encodes 460 amino acids.
AUGACCCCGGAGGAGGAAGGCUCCCGGGCAGGGCCCCCGGAGCGGGUGCGUAUCCGGGUGGAGGAGCAGUCGUUCUGUGUGGAGAAGACCCUGCUGGUGGAGAGCAGUGAGUACUUCCGUGCCCUUUUCCGCUCGGGCAUGAGGGAGAGCAUGCAGGAGGAGAUCGGGCUGGGGGAGCUGAGCGCGGCCGGGUUCCUCGCCAUGCUGCGGGUGCUGGAGGGUGAGAGGCCCAUCCUUGGCAGUGAGGAGACCCUCCAGGCAGUGGAGUGUGCUGCCUUCCUGCAGGUAAAGCCCUUGGCCAAGUACCUGAUCCACUCCAUCAACUCCGACAACUGCAUCCUGCUGUACCAAGCUGCUGCCAUGUUCGGCCUCCUGGAUCUCUUCCACUGCGCCGCUCUCUAUAUCAGGGACAGCUACGCCGAGCUGGAGGAGUACCUGGACUGCCUCUCUGAUGACCUGCUGGCCUAUGUGGAAGCCCUCUUGCCCAGCACCUUUGUGGCAGUGGGAGCCCACACACCCACCUUCGAGUUCUUGGAGGACCUGUCCAGGACCAUCUGUUACCUGGACGAGGAGACCAACACGUGGAGGACCCUCUCCUGCCUUCCGCUGAGUGCCAGCACAUUCCUAGCCGGCAUGGCAACCAUGGAUAAUAAGAUCUACAUCGUGGGAGGCGUCUACGGGGCCAACAAGCAGGUGGUGGAGAGCAGCUUCUGCUAUGACGCUGACGCCAACGUCUGGAGUGAGUUCCCCAGCCCUCACCAGCUGCGCUACGACGUCAGGCUGGUGGGCCACGAGGGCUUCCUCUACGCCAUUGGGGGGGAGUACGAGAAGAUCUCACUCAAGUCCGUGGAGAGGUACGACGUGGCCUCCAGCACUUGGACGUUUGUCUCCGACCUGCCGCAGCCCAGCACGGCGGCGCCCUGUGCCCAAGCCCUCGGGCAGAUCUUUGUUUGCCUGUGGCAGCCACUGGACACCACCGUCAUCUACGAGUACGAGACCCAGCGGGACGAGUGGCUUCCCGUCACCGAGCUCAAGCGGCACCAGAGCUACGGGCACUGCAUGGUGGCCCACCGUGACAACCUCUAUGUCAUGCGCAACGGCCCCUAUGACGACUUCUUGCGCUGUGUCAUCGACUGCUUCAACCUGACGUCGCGGCAGUGGACGGCCCUGCCUGGGCAGUUCCUGAACAGCAAGGGAGCCCUGUUCACUGCUGUUGUCAGGGGGGACACCAUCUACACUGUCAACAAGAUGCUGACACUCCUCUACUCCGUGGAAGAGGAGACCUGGAAGCAGAAGAAGGAGCGAGCAGGUUUCCCGCGCAGUGGCUCCCUGCAGACCUUCCUCCUGCGGCUGCCGAGACGUGACCAUGACAUCGCGACGUAGGUGGUCCCCCAUCCCAUGUCAGAAUGCUCUCCUUGCACAUGGCUCUGCACUUGCUGCUCCCCUGGGCUCCUCUCCUCCUCCGUGAAGUUGUGCUCAGGUCCAGGGAUGCCUCAUGUUGGACCCUGGAGGUGACACUAGACCCUGCCAGAGGGGAAGGGACUGCAGGCAGUUGCUGCUGUGCCUGCCUGCCCUGCACGAGUGCAAAGUCCUGCCAGACGUGGGCUCAUGAGCCAACUGUGUGCACAGCUUCAUGGCUUCUGCAGAGAACAGGUACCAGAGAGGUGCAAACAGGGGGGUUAUUUAUUCUGACUACACUCUGAGGGUGUGCAGGACUCCACCUCCUCUCUUCCCUGAUGGGGAAUCAUUCAUUAUAUCUCAGAAU